Molecule: messenger RNA, 639 nt
Organism: Serpula lacrymans var. lacrymans S7.9
Lineage: Eukaryota; Fungi; Basidiomycota; Agaricomycetes; Boletales; Serpulaceae
Exons: 1
Coding region: 33-191 (52 amino acids)
Source: RefSeq, a predicted model, not a curated record
GCUUUAAACCUGCCAUCGCGUUAUUUUCCUCGAUGAACUGCUUCGUACUUGCACAUCACCAUUCAUUAUCGAAGCAACACCACUUUUUCAUUUGCCAGGGAAUCAAUCCAAGCCCUUUCGAAGAUUAUACCCACUCCAAUGCGCUCCAACGUCUUCCUCUGGUGUAUCUUCUGAACCGCCAUCACAUAUAAAAAGCAAUCAGAAUACCGUUUCCCAAAAAUAUCUUCAUCGAAUGCGCCCAAUGGUCCGCCCGUACGGGAUAGAACUACAAACUCGAGAGACACUGGUGUACAUGUGGAGACCGGUAAGAUAACCCGUCCCACCCGAGCUGAAGACGGAGGUGCGUUGGACAAUAAUGAAAAGACGGCGUGGUGCGUCCCCACAGCUGGAAUACCACUGGCAUCGUUUUCCAGCUCUGUUACAUUGAAGUACGCAGAGCUUGUCCGAAAGAUGAGAGUACCGGGUUCUUUGGGAUGGAUGUUUCUAAUGUCGAGCUGCAGUUGAUCAACUGUCCCUCGUGGAGGUGAAUACCGUCUCAACCCUGACUCCCUCUCUGGGUGUACAAUGAUUCGAUCUAUACAGGUAACAUCUAGUGAAACAAUUUCUCCACUCUCCUCUACAAUGAACCAGUGAUUAACC